CUAACACCGCGGUCACGCAGUAGGUCGGCCGGUAUUACCGGGCACGUCCGUCCCGUCCCGAGCACCGCAUGAGCGGUUACUAUGAACCAAUUUAGUUUUAACUAACACCUAGUAUUGUUUUAAAUUACAUAACAAUAGUGAUGUGCGUAGAAUAAAUUUAAAGUAAAAGUUUAAGUGAUUAAGUAGUUUAUUACACAAAAAAUACAUUGUGUAACAUUGUGCGUGAUAUGUAAAGGUAGUUUUUAUAUAUAAAAAUUAAUGCAUUCGGCGUAGUUUUCCUUCGAUCUAGACUUGUUAAAGAAAAUGUCUCGCAGAAAAUUAUUACUUGGCGGUUGCGCCGGGGUCGCCGGUGCGGCGCUCACAGCGUGGGCCAUUGCAGCUGAUGACUCACCAGUCGAAUGGUACAGGGCGUCGACAGUAUCAGCAAAGACAGAACGCAAGAAGCGUCCUCUUCCUAGCCGGACGGAACAAAUGAACAGUUUACAAGCGGGCCACACAUAUGACAUCCUUAUCGUCGGUGGAGGCGCUACGGGCGUCGGGUGCGCUUUGGAUGCUUGCACACGAGGUCUACGGACAGCCCUAGUGGAAGCAGAUGACUUCGCCAGCGGCACAUCAAGUCGGAGCACGAAACUCAUCCACGGUGGCGUCAGAUACCUACAGAAAGCCAUCAUGCAGCUUGACUAUGAUCAGUACAAGAUGGUGAAGGAGGCGCUGCAUGAACGAGCCAACAUGCUCGAGGUCGCCCCGCACUUGACCAGGCCGCUACCCAUCCUGUUACCCGUUUAUAAAUGGUGGCAAGUUCCCUACUACUGGUUCGGUAUAAAGAUGUACGACGUGGUGGCUGGAGAUAGAAACGUGAAGAGUUCAUACUACUUGUCCAAGAAGAAUACACUCGAAUUGUUCCCCAUGUUGAAGUCCGACAACCUCUGUGGAGGCAUCGUGUAUUAUGAUGGACAACAAGACGACGCUCGCAUGAACUUGGCCAUUGCUUUAACUGCGGCUCGGCAUGGAGCCACCAUUGUCAACCACGUCAGCGUUACCAAGCUGCACAAGCAAGCAGGCAAGCUCUGUGGUGCUUCUCUCAGGGAUGAAAUUACAGGAAAGGAGUGGGAUGUCAAAGCUAAAUGUAUUAUCAACGCAACGGGACCCUUCACUGAUAGUAUUCGUAAAAUGGAUGAACCUAAUUGUAAAGAGAUCUGCUGCCCUUCUUCUGGAGUACAUAUCGUUUUGCCUGGUUACUAUAGUCCCGAGCAUAUGGGUCUCCUCGACCCUGCGACGUCCGACGGCCGAGUCAUCUUCUUCCUGCCCUGGCUCAAAGGCACCAUUGCCGGCACUACCGAUCUACCGUGCAAGGUCACACACAACCCCAAACCCACUGAAGAUGAGAUUCAGUUCAUUCUUACUGAAGUCAAGAAUUACUUGAACCCUGAUGUUGAGGUGCGUCGCGGUGACGUCCUGUCAGCGUGGUCGGGUAUCAGGCCGUUGGUGUCGGACCCCAACAAACCCGACACACAGUCAUUAGCCCGCAACCACAUCGUCCACGUCUCACCGUCCGGCCUGGUCACCAUCGCCGGCGGCAAGUGGACUACCUAUCGCUCUAUGGCGGCUGAGACUAUUGACGCUUGUAUUGAAAGUGCCGACCUGAAGCCGCUGUAUCGCGAAUGUCAGACUGACGGAUUCCUCAUUGAAGGCGCACACGGGUGGACGCCUACCAUGUAUAUCAGACUGGUGCAAGAUUUCGGCCUUGAAAUGGAGGUAGCACAACAUUUAGCCAAGUCCUAUGGCGACCGCGCGUUUGCAGUGGCAAAAAUGGCCGCGAUGACCGGCAAACGGUGGCCUAUCAUCGGCAAGAAGAUGCAUCCUGAAUUCCCAUACAUUGACGCUGAGAUUAGGUACGGUGUCCGCGAGUACGCGUGCACAGCUAUCGACAUGAUCGCGAGACGGCUUCGACUAGCCUUCCUCAACGUGCAAGCUGCUGCCGAGGCCCUGCCCGGCAUUGUGGACAUCAUGGCUGAAGAGCUCAAGUGGAAUGAUGCUGAGAAAAAGAGACAAAUCAAGCUAGCAAGCGAUUUCCUAGCCAAUGAGAUGGGACAGAUGGUCAACAGGGCGAGUCGCGACAAGAUCCCGAUCAACCUAAACAAAGAGGAGAUCCAGACGUACAUCAAGCGAUUCCAGAUCAUCGACAAGGACAGGAAGGGCUUCGUCUCCAUCAACGACAUCAGAAGAAGUCUCAAGAGCGUGGGUCUGAGGCUAUCCGACGAUGAGAUAAGUGCCCUUCUGUCAGAAAUUGAUGUCACAUACAACGGUCAACUGGAAUUGCAGGACUACCUACAGAUGAUGUCUGCCAUCAAGUCCGGCCACGUGGCGUACUCCCGGUUCGCGCGUAUGGCUGAGAUGGAAGAGGAGCAUCAUGAAAAGGAAAAACUGAACAAGAAGAUCACCGUUGAACGCAGCGGCGGCGGUUUGUAAGCAAGCAAUAAAUAAAAGUCAUCGACACAAACUAGUUAUAAGAUCAACUAAUCAAUCACGAUAGUAUUAUUUUCCUUCUCGAAAGUACAAGUAAAGCUUUUUAUUACUAAAAAGCAUUAAGUCUCUGUACCAAGCACUUGGGUUUGAAUAAACUUUAUCAUAAAAUUAUAUUCGAUUUUCUGUUUUUAUUCUAGUAAAUAUUAAGUAGCACACUUUUUGUGUCAUUUGCACAACAAACCCGUAGAACUACUAAUUGGACUUGGUGCGGACACAACCGUGCCCCAAAACGAAAAAUAAUUUUAUUUUCUAACGAUUUCUAUAAAAAAUGCUACAAAUCGUAUAGCGAUCUAAAAAAAUAUAUAAUAAUAUACUCGUACAUAAAUUAUUAUAGGUAUAAAUUAAAAACAUUUUCGCGAUGUUGAUUGUGUAAAAAAAGUAAAAAUGAAUCUGUAAUGCAUACUAAACAGUAUCCAAAUCAUAGGAUACGGUAUUAUUGACCAAUGUGAUCCUUUGUUAAGAUGGUAUUUAUUUUCAAGCGUAGGUAUUGUAAGUGAAAACAAAUUUUAUUUUUAUCGUAGUUUACAGUUUUGUGAAUAUUUAAGUUUAUGUUACCCGAAACGUAUGAGAUAUUUUGAAAUUCUUUAUAUGUGUUUAUUGUGCAUAAUAAUAAAUUGAUUAUGAAUCA
Pectinophora gossypiella (pink bollworm) is the source of this 3154-nucleotide messenger RNA. It is a transcript of the gene Gpo1, whose product is annotated as glycerol-3-phosphate dehydrogenase, mitochondrial. NCBI's taxonomy places the organism in Eukaryota, Metazoa, Arthropoda, Insecta, Lepidoptera, Gelechiidae. Gene Ontology annotation, biological process: glycerol-3-phosphate metabolic process. Bases 304 to 2469 code for a protein of 721 amino acids. The record is from RefSeq and is a predicted model, not a curated record. The transcript is spliced from 16 exons. Gene Ontology annotation, cellular component: glycerol-3-phosphate dehydrogenase (FAD) complex; mitochondrion. Gene Ontology annotation, molecular function: calcium ion binding; glycerol-3-phosphate dehydrogenase (quinone) activity.